UAUUCCUUUAUUUGCUCCCCUCUGUUUUACUCUUCCUUGUUGACCAACCUUAAGUCUACCUUCUGUUCCAGAUGUUACUCAGUCUGCAUUUACAGUUGUAUGAGAGCAGAGAGAGCAAGCGCUACAAUUAAGUGUUGAGAGAGUCACUAAGUAAUAAGGAUGUGUCCACUGGGCAGCAAACAAGUGCAAAGUUCAAAGCACACACCAGUGCGGUCCCUUUCCGCAUCCAAACACCUGUGCUUGUGUUGGAUUUCAAAAACAAACUUGUACGUAUUUCCUAUUUGAGUCGGGCUAACUGAUGGGGGUGUGGCACCAGUGGAUAAACAUAAUAAACAUUUCUGCGGAAUCAAAUACCAUUUGCAAACCAGCGUAGGGGAAAAAAAGAUGAAAACCUCCUGAAGGAAGGAAUGGGGACAUGGGAAGGUCAAUUUCUGGCUUGCUCGCUUCAUCUCUACUCCGCAUGCAGAAGGAAAAUGACGGGAAAACAAAAGCUAAAGGCGACACUGCUCUAAGUUUGAGGCACUUGGGAAAAGAGAAGGCCACAUCCCUAGUUAUUUUAGCGUCGGGUCCGCUGCACUGACAUCCCUCAGCCCAGACCGUCCUGGCUGCACUAGUCUUCCGACCCUCAGGCCAGCUCAAGAACCUUCCUCGCUGUCGCCUACCUCUAGACCUUUCCAGGCCACCCCUGAAACGCCCUGCAGCCGCCAUCUUACACAAUACUAUCGCGAGAUACUUAGCCGUCUGGAGCCUGACUCAUUUACUUUCUUGCGUGAUGUUCUCCUCGACUGUUCUCGCGGGGGAAAGUGUCGCGAGAGCUGGUUGCCUUGGCUCCCUGUAGCUAUAGCAGCCGCGGCGGUUAAGGAUGCGGCGGCAAGAGCGCUCUCUGGCACAGCUGGCUAUUCUAGUCACAGAGGAAGAGAGGAGAAGAGACUUUCCGAAGUUCUGGAUGGAAUGAUAGAAGAAGUUUGGGGCAUAUUAAACAACAGCAGCAGCAACAGCAACAAAAACCCCGUGUUAUUCAAACAAGCUUCUUAGCUUUGUGGAAUCUAUGUCAGUUGCUUAGGACUUGAGUUUUUACUUCAGAGGAUGAUGGGACAAGAGGAGGGUUGUGUUGGAUUCUUGCUGAUCUGUCUGCCUCUCCUUCCAGUUGGAAAACUCUUCAAUCCACAAGAAGCAUUAUUAACAAGCCUAAGGAACACACCCUACCCUGAUCCUGGAUUCUGUUGGAGUUGAGGAUUACAGCCACUUCACCAGGAUUUUAUGGAGGCAGUUCAAGAAAAAUAGAAGGAAGCAAUACUCAAGGAUUUCUGUUUGUGUUAAUCCUGUGCCGUGUUAAAUUUUGCGCCUUGUUUGGAGCAAGUGGGGGUCGGCUUGGUCAUGUGGAUCUAAGAGGAUACCUGCGGUCCUUGAGCUACAUCUGUGAUGUUUGGAAGGUUGUAAACGCAAAAUCAACACAUACUCAUUAACUUCUGGAUUCUCUUUCUAUUAAGGACCUCAGCAGACAGAAACUCCCUCCCCGAAAGAUACAAAACCUUCUCUGUGUUUUCAGGCUAAUUCUGAACGAUGUCUUGGAAGAGAAAUUAUUUUUCAGGAGGCCGUGGGAAUGUCCAAGGGAUGUUUGCACCUCGAAGCUCAACCUCCAUAGCCCCCAGCAAAGGGCUCAGCAAUGAGCCAGGACAAAACAGCUGCUUCCUCAACAGUGCCUUGCAGGUUUUGUGGCACUUGGACAUCUUCCGCCGUAGCUUCAGGCAGCUCACAACUCACAAAUGUAUGGGAGAUUCCUGCAUCUUUUGUGCUCUCAAGGGAAUCUUUAACCAGUUUCAAUGUAGUAGUGAAAAAGUGCUUCCAUCUGACACUCUCCGCAGUGCUCUGGCAAAGACCUUCCAGGAUGAACAGCGUUUCCAGCUGGGAAUCAUGGAUGAUGCUGCGGAGUGCUUUGAAAACCUGCUGAUGAGAAUUCACUUCCACAUUGCUGAUGAAACCAAAGAGGAUAUAUGUACUGCCCAACACUGCAUCUCCCACCAGAAAUUUGCAAUGACGUUGUUUGAGCAGUGUGUAUGUACCAGCUGUGGCGCCACUUCUGAUCCGCUGCCUUUUAUCCAGAUGGUGCAUUACAUCUCCACCACUUCCCUUUGCAAUCAGGCUAUUUGUAUGCUGGAAAGACGUGAAAAACCCUCACCAAGCAUGUUCGGUGAGCUGCUGCAGAAUGCCAGCACCAUGGGGGAUCUGCGAAACUGCCCAAGCAACUGUGGGGAGAGGAUUCGGAUUCGCCGUGUGCUGAUGAAUGCGCCCCAGAUUAUCACAAUCGGACUGGUCUGGGACUCAGACCACUCAGACUUGGCAGAGGAUGUUAUUCACAGCCUGGGUACCUGCCUCAAGUUGGGAGAUCUGUUUUACAGAGUAACAGAUGACCGAGCCAAGCAGUCUGAACUGUACUUAGUAGGAAUGAUCUGCUACUACGGCAAACAUUAUUCUACAUUCUUCUUCCAAACAAAGAUCCGCAAAUGGAUGUAUUUCGAUGAUGCUCAUGUCAAGGAGAUUGGGCCCAAAUGGAAGGAUGUGGUGACCAAAUGCAUCAAGGGGCAUUAUCAGCCUUUGCUGCUGCUUUAUGCAGACCCCCAGGGAACCCCAGUGUCCACCCAGGACCUGCCUCCCCAAGACGAGUUCCAGUCAUACAGCAGGACAUGCUACGAUAGUGAAGAUUCAGGACACCUGACUGAUAGUGAAUGUAAUCAGAAACUCACAUCCAAGAAAGGGUCUCUGAUAGAGCGCAAGAGGAGCUCUGGCCGGGUUAGGAGGAAAGGCGACGAGCCCCAGGCUUCAGGCUACCACAGUGAAGGAGAAACACUGAAAGAAAAGCAGGCUCCUAGGCAUGCCUCUAAACCAUCCAGCAGCACCAGCAGGUUAAGGGAUUUUAAAGAGACAGUCAGCAAUAUGAUCCAUCACAGACCAUCCCAGGCUUCUCAGACCAACCUGGGAUCUCCCUGUGGUGGGAGAGGAGACCAGACUGACAAGAAACCUCCUAGGAACCUGCUUUUACACUCUCAUGACUGGGAAGUAGAGAGUACCAGCAGUGAGUCAAAAUCCAGUUCUUCUAGCAAGUAUCGACCAACGUGGAGACCUAAACGGGAGUCUCUGAAUAUUGACAGUAUCUUUAGUAAGGACAAAAGGAAGCACUGUGGCUAUACCCAGCUUAGCCCAUUUUCUGAGGAUUCAGCCAAAGAAUUUACACCAGAUGAGCUAAGCAAGCCACCUACUUACGACUUUAAAACUGGUGGACCAAGCCCCCAGUACAAGCCCUGGGGCUCAGCACGGCCCGGGCCUCACCUUUUAGAGCAGCACCCUCGCCUCAUCCAGCGGAUGGAGUCUGGCUAUGAGAGCAGUGAGAGGAACAGCAGCAGCCCUGUCAGCCUGGAUGCCGCCCUGCCUGAGAGUGUCUGCAGGUAUUGUGGGGAGAUACCUUCCAAAAGUGAACUGGAUGAAUUGCAGGAAGAGGUGGCCAAGAGGGCCCAGGAGCAGGAACUUCGAAGGAAACGAGAGAAGGAAUUAGAGGCAGCUAAAGGGUUUAACCCUCACCCCAGCCGCUUUAUGGACUUGGAUGAACUGCAGAAUCAGGGGAGGAGUGACGGCUUUGCGAGGUCCCUGCAAGAGGCAGAUUCAGUGUUUGAAGAGGCGCUGCAUCUGGAACAGAAAGGAGACUGUGCUGCAGCCUUGGCCCUCUGUAACGAAGCUGUCUCUAAACUCAGACUUGCCCUGCAUGGUGCCAGCUCUAGCACGCACAGCAGAGCCCUAGUCGAUAAGAAGUUGCAAAUCAGUAUUCGAAAAGCCCGGAGCCUGCAGGAUCGCAUGCAGCAGCAGCAACCAUCGCAGCAGCCGUCGCAGCCCUCAGCCUGCCUCCCCUCACAGGGCGGGGCUCUCCCUCAGCCAACAAGUGAACAGCCUAUCCCGCUCCAAGUAUUGCUAAGCCAGGAGGCCCAACUGGAACCCUACACGAAUAUAGAGUUUGGGGCCAGUUCUUUCGUCUACUCACCUGCUUCCUGCCAGGAGUCACACUCAUCAGUAUUACCAGAGUCAUCUGCCCUGUCUGCCUCACAGUACAAUCCCCCAAGUAGGUCUGCCUCGAACCUUCUGAUUUCAGUAGAGGUGGACAGCAUUGACCCCUCUGUGUUCCCCAGGCAGGGCUUACCUAAAACACCAGAGAGGACUGAGAAGAAUUCUCAUCACGGUUGGGAACCACUGGAGGUACCAGAGGGCAAGCUGCAAGGCUACAGGGGUGACAGCAGCAGCUGCGCCAGGUUCCCCCCUCAAGAAGGAAGAGGCAUUGAUCAAGAACAGCUAAUCCAAGAAAAAAGGGAUCCUGCUGACUCAUCCCAGGUGAGGCCUUGUUCGCACUCACCUGGAACAGCCACCUGUGAGAGAGAAGGUGCACACAGCCUGGGUUGUCGUCCUGCAAGUCCAUCCGCUCAGCCCGGCCCUCCCCCAUGUAGAGCCUACCCCCCCGCGAUGCCUGCUGUUUCCUCAUCUACGCUUCACUCUCCUGAUGCUGUGCAGACCACUAACCAAAGCCUCCAAGCCAAAAGCCUCACAACUUUAUUGACUUCAAGAGUGGACAGAGGCAACAAGGAGCCCUGUAGGCCAGAGUUUCCGGGCACAAAAGGGCUUGUUCGCUCUCUAGCAGAGCAGUUCCAGAGGAUGCAAGGCUCUGCCCCAAGGGAUGGUGCAGGUUCCCAGGAUAGAAGUUUGCCAAAUAGUAUAAGGAAGAAUUCUUCCUCUUCUGACUCUAAGCCUCCCUUCCCCCAGGGUCAAGGCAAAGGGCAUUGGCCUUGGGCAAAACAGCAACCCUCUGUGGAUGGCAGGAACAGACUUCCUUCCCGGGAAGAGCCUGCUGAUCAUCCUUCUCUUGCCAUGAAUUCUGGGCUGCCUAAUGGUGAAGCUUCCUUGGGUGGACAGCCCAGGUUGGCAGAGGCAGGUAUGUACCAAGGGAAGCCAUCUCAAGUGAGAGAUGCUAGGCCUCAGGAGCCAGGCAGCAGUAGUGACUUGGGGACUUCCUUGCCUUUGGAUUCCUGGGUGAAUGUCACAAGGCUCUGUGAUUCUCAGCUUAAACAUGAGGUCCGUGGGCCAGGAAUGAAGUCCUUCCCCAACAAUCCCCAUGCCUGUGUAGCCUAUCCGGAAAGAAACCACAUCUUUCUUCAUCCACACUGGAAUCAAGACACAGAGCAGGAGACCUCAGAAUUGGAGUCUCUCUACCAGGCCAGUCUUCAGGCUUCUGAAUGGGGUCAGCAGGAUGUGGCCUGGCACCCACUUAACCAAACAGGCUCUGCAGAUGGUGUGGGGAGAAGGUUGCAUUCAGCCCCUGGCCUUGGUCUCUCAAAGACCCCAACAGCAGAAAUGGAGCAUAGUCUCCAUGAAGCCAGCCCAGCAUCUGCUUCUCAGGAUUCAUCAAACUCGAGGAAAAAGCCUUUGGAAACCGGGCACCGUUGUUCCAGCUCCUCUUCCCUCCCUGUCAUCCAUGACCCUCCUGUGUUUCUCCUUGGUCCCCAACUCUACCCACCCCAACCACAGUUCCUGUCCCCAGAUGUCUUGAUGCCCAGCGUGGCAGGGGAGCCCCAUAGACCCCCAGGAACUUCAAGGAGUGUCCAGCAGUUUCUGGCUAUGUGUGACAGGGGUGAAACUUCCCAAGGGGUCAACUACGCAGGAAGGACUUUGAACUACCGGAGUCUUCCCCAACGUUCCAGAUCAGAUGCCUCCUGGGGACCAUGGUCAGAGACCAAGCAGCAUACUGGCUCCAGAUUCCUGACUACUCGAGGGUGCACGUUUCAGCUAACUCACACUGCCAUGCUACCAGAAAGACACCAGGGCAUUCAGGUUCCUCAUGCUCAGUCCUGGGGGGAUCUUUUCCAUUUACCCUCCCACCCUCCCAUUGUUCACCCUGUGUCCCCACCAUCAAGCAGUCUUCAUGUACCCCUGAGGUCAGCUUGGAAUUCGGGUCCUGGUCCAGGGUCUCGAGCCCCUGGUCCUCGAAGAGUAGAUAUGCCCCCAGAUGAUGACUGGAGGCAAAAUAGUUAUGCCCCACAAUCUGCGCACAGGAGGACAGGGGGACAGGAGUUGCGGUUUGUUGUAGCGGAUGCCCCUGCAAGAAAGAUCAGCGCUAGAGCCCUGCAGCAGAGCAGGUGGUGAGGGUCACCCUUGCCCCUUCCUGGAGCCACAGUUUUCUCUAUUAAACUGGACUGUGGCAGAGUCGGUACCCUGCAUCCCUGCCAGGGUUGUGCGAGUCUCAUCUCACAAGGGGUGCCAAGAACCUCUAACAUGAUGUGGCUCUUUGAGAAGGAUUGUAUGAAAUUCCAAUAUCCAUUCAACCUAGCAAAAGGAAGCAGCUGCUGUUUAGGGCUUUCUUUGAGCCACUUUAAAGAUGAAUCCAUAUUACUCUGGACACUAGCCAUUCCUUAGGAUCUUAGGGUCACCAUUUUAUUCCUGGAUACUUUAUGCCCCCCAUCUGCACCUGAGCCCUCAUCCUGUGUUCCCUACUAUGUUACCAACUUCUGUUCUUUGUUUUAUCCCUAUCCUAUCCCUAUUACCUGAUCUCCUGUUUUUCCCCAAUCCCCUGUUCUUGGAUGGACAGGAAGCCCUGAGGUCCUGGUCCUGACCACAUCAUUCAGGGCAGCCCACCUGCCCAGGUAUUAUGGACUGUCAGCCUUCCCUGUGCCCCCAAACCUUAGGUCUAGAAUACAGAGCUGCCAACAUAACAUUUGCCCUCUGAACAGAUGGAGUCAGGCACACUAACAACCCCACCCCGUCUCAGCAGCAGAGCCAUUACUGUCACUUGCUCAGUCGCCAUUGUAAACCCUCAGAGUCAGCUGAACUAUUUUAGGGCCAAACAUACUGUUUUUGUAAAGUAUUUUUCAUUAAUAAAUCUAUAAGAUAGUUCUAUUUAA
Molecule: messenger RNA, 6932 nt
Organism: Hipposideros armiger (great roundleaf bat)
Lineage: Eukaryota; Metazoa; Chordata; Mammalia; Chiroptera; Hipposideridae
Gene: USP54
Product: ubiquitin specific peptidase 54
Exons: 20
Coding region: 1564-6177 (1537 amino acids)
Biological process (GO): protein deubiquitination
Molecular function (GO): cysteine-type deubiquitinase activity
Source: RefSeq, a predicted model, not a curated record